AUGCUCGAUGUGCAUCACCCUCGAUCACUAUCGAUCAAGAACAACCUUGGAAUCAUUCUGAAGAAUCAAGGCACGCUGGAAGAGGCGGAGAAAGCAUAUCGAGACAUUCCAGCGGUGGAGCAAAUGGCCCCCGGCGAUGACGGUAUGCGCUUGUUGGCGACCAAAAACGAUUUAGCGCUGGUGUUUCGAAGUCAAAGGAAUUUUUCAGAAGCUGGACCCGUGCACGGAGAAGAGUUGGAACUAACCUUCGCCAAAUGGGGGCGAAGAACAUAUGUCAACCCUCACAAGCCAACACAAUCUAGCCCUGGCGUUAAAACAUCUGGGUAA
Molecule: messenger RNA, 327 nt
Organism: Exophiala oligosperma
Lineage: Eukaryota; Fungi; Ascomycota; Eurotiomycetes; Chaetothyriales; Herpotrichiellaceae
Exons: 1
Coding region: 1-327 (108 amino acids)
Molecular function (GO): protein binding
Source: RefSeq, a predicted model, not a curated record